AUGGCUUUCUCCUUAUGCUUGGAAUUAAAGACCCAGCUCCUUAUCAGCCUGACCUGCAAAGAGACCUCAUGGGGCCUGGCCUUCACUCACCUCUUUCUCUCUCUCUUCGAAUCUGGAUUUCAGGGCUUCCCUGGUGGCUUGGACGGUUACGAGGCUGCCUGCAGUGUGGGAGACCUGGGUUCCAUCACCGGGUUGGGAAAAUCCCCUGGAGAAGGAAAUGGCAACUCACUCCAGUAUCGUUGCCUGGAAACGUCCAUGGAGCGAGGAGUCUGGCGGGCUACAGUCCAUGGGGUCAUAAACAGUCAGACACAACUGGGUGACUUCACUUUCUUUCUUAGUGGCAGAACGCUCCAUCUUUGA
Messenger RNA from Rangifer tarandus platyrhynchus (Svalbard reindeer), 360 nucleotides. NCBI's taxonomy places the organism in Eukaryota, Metazoa, Chordata, Mammalia, Artiodactyla, Cervidae. The record is from the annotation of a GenBank genome assembly.